ACCCUGCCUAAAGCCAAUUAUUCACAUUAUUUACAUAUAUGCUGUUAAAACAAACAUUCCAACUUUUGUCCAACAGGAAGCUGGAAAACAUGGAGGCCUGGUUGAAAAAUGUUUUGGACAGAUUUCCACCAAAACAUGAUAUGAACCAUGAGUACACCAAUCUUAUCACCAGAAUACUUGGCUUUACUAUGAUCAUGAAGAACCCAAGCCCAUGGAGUUUAACACUAACAGAGAACAGAAAGCUCAACUACUACGCAAUUACUGGAAGUGAAUCAGGACUUUCUAGUGAUUCCAGAGAACCACCUGAUAGUUGGAUCUGGUUGAGAAAAGAGCAACUUGAAGCUUUGAGUUGUUUGCGUGUUAUUUUCAAUGCUGAUUACGGGACUGGGAAGACGCUUUUACUGAAGAGAAAAGCCCUGGAGUUAAGUGAGAAGGCUGCCAAAAAUCAAGAAAUAGGGGAAUUUGGUCACAAGGUUCUUUUCAUCUCCCUGGCAGCAGCAGCAGCAGAUGCAGCAGAUUUAUUUAAAUAUGCAGCAGCAGCAAAUGAAUAUUCAAGAGAGACUAAAUUUAAAGAAUACUGGAGAAAUGAGACAAUAUUAGAUCUCUGCAAUAAACUUGAUUUUGAUGAUCAAGUGAAACAAGAAACAAUGAAGGUGUGUGGAGUGAGGGAUCUGGUAGAAGAGUAUGAGAAAUCAGGAAACAGAGCAACAGAAGGAUUAACUUUGUUUGAUUUGGUCUCCUUUAUUCUGUGUAAGGAGGAGUACAGAAAUCAUCAUGUGUUCAUCGACGAGAUUCCAUAUAAUGAACUAGGUAUUGAGAAGAUUGUUGAGUCUGCAUAUCCUGGCAAAAUUUUAGAAUCCUUCAGAGCUGAAUGGAUACGGGAGCUUGCAGGCGAUAGAAGUGGAGAAUAUCCAGCCUCUGACAGGGAUAUUGAGAAGAUUGCUGAGUCUGCAGGUAUUGAGAAGAUUGCUGAGUCUGCAGAUUCUGACAAAAAUGGUAAAAAUAUCGAUCGUCAUGUGUGGAUGGCAAUGAGAACUAAAUACACUUGGACAUUUUCUCCAGAGGUGUCUAAUUUUUUCUGGCUAUCAUUUAAACCAAAACCUUAACAAAAUUUCAUAUAGAUAUAUUGGUUAAAUUACUUUAACAUGUUAAAGAUCCCCAUACA
This is a messenger RNA of Eurytemora carolleeae, 1165 nucleotides long. RefSeq lists its product as uncharacterized. The coding region runs from base 39 to 1106 and encodes 355 amino acids. Lineage: Eukaryota; Metazoa; Arthropoda; Copepoda; Calanoida; Temoridae. The record is from RefSeq and is a predicted model, not a curated record. The transcript is spliced from 9 exons.